This is a messenger RNA of Boleophthalmus pectinirostris (great blue-spotted mudskipper), 3678 nucleotides long. RefSeq names its product myotubularin related protein 1a (gene mtmr1a). The record is from RefSeq and is a predicted model, not a curated record. NCBI's taxonomy places the organism in Eukaryota, Metazoa, Chordata, Actinopteri, Gobiiformes, Gobiidae. Gene Ontology annotation, biological process: dephosphorylation. Gene Ontology annotation, molecular function: phosphatidylinositol-3,5-bisphosphate 3-phosphatase activity. The transcript has 19 exons. Bases 256 to 2265 code for a protein of 669 amino acids.
GGGGCUUGUGAAGAAGAGCCGCUUUGGGGCAAAACACAAAAUGAACGUGUCUCAAUAUGACAGGAAACACGAGAGGCCUGCCCCGCAGCCCUCUGCUGCUGCUGUAAACUACUGACAUGUCUCCUCAGUGACAUUAGCAGAACAACUCUGAAAACGGAAAUCUACUUGGGCUUGGCUCCUUCUGCACAUCCUCCUUUAUAUCAGCGGAACUCGGCUGCAUCCGCCCGGUGACCUGCAGUGAACCGUGCCGUGGAGAUGGAGAAACAGAUUGGGGCUGGGGCCGGGCCGGCAGACGGAGCGGGGCCCAACAGAAAGCCCUGGGCUCCGGGGACAGGCGGAUCUACCAACGGGGACAGUCUGGACAGUCCCACAGGGUCCCAUGUGGAGUGGUGUAAGCAGCUCAUCGCAGCCACUCUCACCAGUCAGAUCUCCAGUGUGGCCUCUGCAGAUCCAAACCGAGAGAACAGAGUAGGAAGAAGACCCGACUGGUUGGUUUCCAAGAGGCUCCCACACAGGAAUCUUCCCACGCUGAGGUACGGGGCACAGCUUAAAAUGUCCCAGAACCAGGUCCCGCUGCUGCCGGGAGAGAACAUCCACCUCACAGUCAAGGAUGUGAUGUACAUUUGUCCGUUCAGUGGUUUGGUGAAUGGGACUCUGACUAUCACCGACUACAAGCUGUACUUCAGUGGUGUGGAAAGGGAAACUCCUUUUGUUCUUGACGUGAAUCUUAGUGCCAUUAGUCGACUAGAAACCAUUAGUGUCCCCAACCAAGGAGAGAACACCAAUGGCCUUGAACUGGUCUGCAAGGACAUGAGGAGUCCCAGAUUCACCUAUAAAACAGAAGAGAGCCAUCCUGAUGUUGUCAAAGUCCUCUCUCAAUACGCCUACCCUCUCUCCAACAGCCUGCCCUUGUUCGCAUUCCUCUACAAGGAGCAGUUUCCUGUGGACGGGUGGAAGGUCUAUGAUGCGACAGCGGAGUACAGACGACAGGGCUUGCCGAAUGAGAGCUGGACCAUCAGUAAGAUCAACAGUAGCUAUGAGCUGUGUGACACUUACCCCUCCGUCCUCGUCAUCCCCACCAACAUCUCCGACGAAGACAUCAGACGGGUGGCCCUGUUCAGAGCCAAGCACCGCAUACCUGUGUUAUCGUGGAUACAUCCAGAGACCCAGGCCACCAUCGUGCGCUGCAGCCAGCCGCUGGUGGGCCCCUCAGACCGCCGCUGCAAAGACGACGAGCGCUUCCUCCAGAUCAUCAUGGAUGCCAAUGCUCAGUCUCACAAGCUCACUGUGUUUGACGCCCGCCAGAGCAGUGUGGCAGACACCAACAAGGCUAAAGAUGGCGGCUAUGAGAGUGAGAGUUUCUACACAAAUGUGGAUCUGAACUUCCUUGAAAUCCCAAAUAUCCAUGUGAUGCGGGAGUCUCUUAGGAAAGUGAAGGAUGUUGUGUAUCCCACCAUAGACGAGGCCCACUGGCACUCGGCCAUCGACCAGACACACUGGCUGGAGUACAUCAAGAUUUUACUGGCUGGAGCAGUGAAGGUGGCUGAUAAACUGGAGUCGGGAAAAACCUCUGUGGUGGUGCACUGCAGCGAUGGCUGGGACCGCACCUCUCAGCUCACCUCUCUGGCCAUGCUCAUGCUGGACAGCUACUACCGCACUAUACACGGCUUCCAGGUUUUAGUGGAAAAGGAGUGGAUCAGUUUUGGACACAAGUUUUCUUCUCGUGUCGGUCAUGGAGAAGACAACCACUCCAGCUCUGAGCGCUCACCUCUCUUCGUCCAGUUUAUAGACAGUGUUUGGCAAAUGACUCGACAGUUCCCAGCAGCCUUUGAGUUCAAUGAGCUGUUCCUGAUCACGGUGCUGGACCAUCUGUACAGCUGCCUGUUUGGAACGUUCCUCUACAACAGUGAACAGGAGAGGACAGCCCAGGAGGUCCAGAGUAAGACCAUCUCUCUGUGGUCCUACAUUAACAGCCAACCAGAGGACUUCACAAAUCCCUUCUUUGUGGACUAUGAGCACCAUGUCCUGUAUCCGCUGGUGUCAUCCAGACAUCUGGAGCUGUGGACAGGAUACUACGCCCGCUGGAAUCCCCGUAUGAGACCGCAGGUCCCGGUGCACCAGACCCUGAAGGAGCUGCUGUUUGUGCGGGCUGAGCUGCAGAGGCGCCUGGAGGAGCUGCAAAAGGAGGCGGCCUCUCACUCCCUGCCCUCCUCCACAGAGCACUCCCCCUCACACCCGGGGACACCACUGCACUCUGCUGUCUGACGCCCCGGGACACCCUUGUUCCCGCCCCGGGACACCCUUGUUCCCGCCCCGGGACACCCUUGUUCCCGCCCCGGGACAAUCCCUCAUGCCCCAGGAUAUCCUAGGACACCUCAGGACAACCCCGCACUCCCUCACACCCCGUGACACCCCGUGACACCCCCAGACACCCCCAGCACUCUCUCUCACACCCCAGGAACAGACUAUGCACCAAAUGGUAUAACAAACACCAAAUGCAGGGUGUUGGAACAAAAAGGAUUAGAUUGGGGAAUCUCUAGCUACUCCUAAAUAAAAUACUGACUUAAAUUAUGAUUUUUUUAAAGUAGUUUUAUAUUGUAGUAUUUAUUUUAACAUUCACUUGAUGUAUUUUAGUUACAUUAAAAUUCAAUUUUUAGGCACAUUGUUCAUGUGUGUAUGCUUUAAUUAAUUAAAGACAAACUGGUUACGCUGACCAGACUUAGAUCUGCCACUAAUCUAUGAGAAAUAUUCUAUAUGGGUAUGUUGUUUUUUAAGGUGGCGUUUCUGAACUUGUUACUGUCCCCAAACAUCGAAUAGGUUUUAGGCCGUAAAUUUUCUUUUAUCACAGCCCAGACUAGGUCAAAAUAUUAAGGGACAUUUUACCGUUUUGGGUAAAAUAAAUUGUUGUGGAUAAUGCAAUGCUCACAUACUGUAUAUUUGUAUUUAUUAUUUUAAAAAUGCAUUUAGUUCUCUCAUUGUGCAUUUUAAUUAGGAAAAACCUCAUAGAAUGCAGAAAGUUGAAAGUUUGUGUGCCAUAAAUGUUCAUAUUGACACUGUUUACAUACAACAGCAUUUUAAACCAGUCUCUACCUGGUACAUACAUCAGAGUGUGAGGGAUGAACUGUAGAUAUUCAAUGCAAUUUACAUAAUAAUCACACCUGUACAUGUUACCUUAAAUCAUACAAAAACUUUGCUGCCUUAUGUAUGUUUUUUUAAUCAUCCAUGGUAAUUAUGUAAUAACUGGUGAAGUUUUAAGAGGAAACAACUGCACUGUAUUCUUACGGCUCAUGUUGUAGUUGUAUGAAGAAGCAGGUGCACCCAUUACUGUUAAGAUUUUGUUUACACAGCUACGCCAUGGCCACGUUCACACAAAAUCAUGAAGUGUCCCAUGUUUACUGUGGCCUUUAAUGAUUGCCUGGUUUGCUUAUGGAAAUGUUAGAGAAUGCAUGCUUGUACUGGAUGUAGUCCUUUACUGUAGUGGUCUGCUCCUACAGACACCAACACAGACUAGUGAGGUGGGACACAGCCUAUGUUAUGAGCCAAUGUGAAUAUAUGGAUAUUCUCAGAUGUGUGUCUUUUUUUAAUAUUACCUUUAAUACUGAUGUACAAACCUGUUAAGCCAUACAAACUUCUGACAUUCCACCCACAUUUAAACAAUAAACACACUGAAAGACUGAG